Molecule: messenger RNA, 3792 nt
Organism: Notolabrus celidotus (New Zealand spotty)
Lineage: Eukaryota; Metazoa; Chordata; Actinopteri; Labriformes; Labridae
Gene: tnxba
Product: tenascin XBa
Exons: 14
Coding region: 1-3375 (1124 amino acids)
Molecular function (GO): protein binding
Source: RefSeq, a predicted model, not a curated record
AUGCCUGUCAGUGAUACCAACACCAACAGAGACAAGCCCACAGUCACUGUCAAUCAAAACAUUUUGGCUAAGGCUUCCAAAGACAAGCCUGCUUCAGCCAGCAGUGCAGCUAAAACCUCCACAAAAUCUCCUACAUCCGGUGAUGUGAAGACUGCCAAAGACAAGCCCCCCACUGGAGCUCAAAAUGUUCAGGCAAUAUCUCCAAAAUCUGCUCCUUCCCGUGGAUCUACAACCACCAAAAACAAGCCGACAGCCCCUCAGUCUGUCGCAGCUAAAUCUCCCUCCAACCCAAAAGACAAGCCUGAUAAGGUCACGUCAACAGCCAAUCAGACCGCUGUAGGUAAAGCUCCUACCAACAUCAACAAAGAAAAACCAGCCCCUUCACAGCCGAUGAAGGUAGUCAUCAGUGAUGGCUGUGACUCAGGCAACGCGAAGGAGCAGGAGUUGAAGCUGAAGCCUGGAGCUCCUAUAGUGAUGACGCAUAAGAUCAGCUUGUUGCCUGGGGGCUGCACCGGGGGAUGUGAGGCUGAGAUGGCUGCGCUUAAAGGACGUGUAGCACGACUGGAGAUGGAGAUGUCUUCCCUCAAGGACAAAUGUCCCUGUUCUGCAAAUUGUCCACGUGACUGUAGUGGCAAUGGGGAAUGUCAGAAGGGGAAGUGUGUCUGCCAACAGGGAUUUGUGGGUCCAGACUGCAGUAAGUGUGUACAAGGAGCUGAGUGUAAUAAAAAGACUGACAAAGGAAAGAUUAAGGUAUCAGUGGAAACUGUGACCCUGCAGGGGAGCAAACAGGGAAACAUGCAAGAGAAAACCACCAAAGUAGAGCAGACACUCUUCCAGAAGAAGGAGCAAAGGAGGGGCUCUGUAGCUAAGGAAACUGACACCAAACUCAAAGUGGCUGAUAGUGCUAAAGCAAAACAAGAUUCCUCAGUCAAGAAAGUAACUAUUAAAGACUCUUCAAGUGCCACAAGAACUAGCCGCCCAACUGUUGGUCAAGUUCUGCUGAAGCAUCAAGGAAGAAAGCAAGAAGAGGCCCGAAAAGGAAAAACAGUCAUAACUACUAAAACAAUCCUUCAAAAAACUGAUCUCAACCUCAAGGACGGGACACAUCCUAAAUCUGACCAACUAAAAGAUGAACCUCAUGCCAAUGCAACCCAUGGUAAUGUGAAGAAAUCUAAUGGUACAGCUAAAAUUCAGUCCAAAGUCACAGGAACAAACAAAACCCGAGCAGGAAAGGAAACUGUGGAGCAGUCCACACUUUCUGAGAAGAACGCUACUCAGUCAUCUGGGCACAAACGCAUCAAAGUCAAAGUAGAAACUACAAAUGUGCAAUCUGUUGACAACAGACAAACUGAAGCCGCCAAGACUGGUAAAGACAAAGAUGCACAGAGGAGUCAGUACUUAGUGAAUACAACCCUUGUAACAACAUCAGGUGAGGCUAGGGUUGUGCAAGACAAAACCACUACCCACAGCUCUGGGGGCACAAGGAGAGGGGGAGGAUCUGGAUUAGGAUCUGUUAAGGUCAUUAACAUUUCUUCCUACAGCUUCACGGUCACAUGGUCAGCACCACAAGGGAUGUUCAAGAACUUUACAGUGGUCAGAAAAGAGCCACGGGCUGAGGGUGACGAAGAGGACCUCGAAGAGUUUGAAGAAGAAGCUCUGGAGGGGGACAAGCCUUUCACAGUCAAAAACACGACUGAUGUCCAGGUACACAGUGAGAGCACCAACACGACUGCUGCCUCUGGUAGAGCUGCUGGAUCUAGAGGAUCUACCAAGAGGAUCUCUAUGGUGGUGCCAGGCAACGUGCGCUCUGUAGAGUUCAGUAACCUUCGGGCAAACACAGUCUAUGUCCUGCACGUAUACGGUACAACAGCUGAGAGAAGAUCAAAGGUCCACAGAGUUACUAUAACAACAGGUCCAGAGCCAGCCACAGAGAUGGUUUUCAGCAACGUAACAGAGUCCUCUCUCACUGUUUCCUGGUCUAAGCCAAAGACCACAUUCUCAGGCAUCAGGGUCACAUACACCAACAUUGUCAAAGGGGAGAGUCACUAUGUUACCAUGGACUCUCAGCAAUCUUACCUGGUUCUGUCCAAGUUGUCUACUGGAUCCUCCUAUAUCAUCACUGUGACUACUAUACAAGGCAGAGCACAGAGUGACGCCUUGACAUCCGUUAUCACGACAGUUCCCGCACCACCAACACAUCUGCAAGUGGUCAAUGUGACUGAUACCAGAGCUUUGCUGCAAUGGACACCCAGUCUGGGGAAAGUAGACCGCUUCAUCAUCAGCUACGAGUCCUCCAAGACUCCUAAUGUCACAGUGACAGUGAUGCUGUCUGGGAACUCAGUGGAGCACCAAUUGAGAGGCCUGCAGAGAGGCACCCUGUACACAAUUAAAGUACUGAGCCAGAAGGACAGUCUCCAGAGCAUGGCCAUCUCAACCACAUUUACUACCGCCAAUGUGGUGAAAGCUGGCGAGGUGAGCGCUCGCUCUGCAGUGAUUACAUGGAGAACAACAACUGUGGUUUAUCACAGCUACAGAGUGAUUUACCAGGUGGCAGGAGAGGAGACAAAGGAGAUGAUCCUGGACUCAUCCAUGACAGAGUAUAAGUUGGCAGGGCUGUUGCCAAUGUCACGUUAUAUUGUUCUGGUACAAGGCGAGAGAGACGGACACUACACUUCUAUUGUCACUUCAGAAUUCGUAACAGGAAAACUGCGUUUCCCCUUCCCUACCGAGUGCUCCCAGGAGCUGCUGAACGGAGCUCUGCAGUCAGGAGAGGUGGACAUCUUCCCACAAGGGAAAGAGGGUCAGGCAGUGAGAGUGUACUGUGACAUGGAGACUGAUGGAGGCGGCUGGACAGUAUUCCAGAGAAGGAUGAAUGGAAAGACUGAUUUCUACAGAUCCUGGAGCGAAUACAGUGCAGGCUUUGGAAACCUAAGCGAAGAGUUCUGGCUCGGAAAUGAGCUUCUCCACCAGCUGACAAGUGUGGGCCCUGUGAGUCUGAGGGUGGAUAUGCAAUCAGGAAAUGAUACUGCUUACGCCCACUACGCCAACUUUUCAAUUGACUCAGCAGAGAGGCAUUAUACCCUAGAAGUGUCUGGCUAUACUGGAACUGCCGGAGACUCUAUGAGGUACCAUAAUGGCCGCCCAUUCUCGACCCGCGACAAGGAUCCUGAUCCUCUGGGGAUCCACUGUGCCAGGGCCUACAUGGGAGGCUGGUGGUACAAAAACUGCUACAAGACCAACCUCAAUGGUCUUUAUGGUAUCAACAGUAAUAAUCAGGGAACAGUCUGGAUAGACUGGAAAGGUAAAGACUCAUCAAUUCCCUUCACUGAGAUGAAGUUCCGACCAUCCAGGUUCUCUCCUGCAACUCACGGCUAGAAAAACAUCAGUCUCAGUCACUGAGUUCUUCAUCCUGAUAACCUUACAUCUGACAGCUCAAGAAAUCCAGAAGACAGCGAAUCUCAGUUGCUCCAUGUUGCUUUCCAAAUGAAAUUGUUUGUACAGUGGUUUUGAUAGCUAUAAUUGCAGCAAUUAAUACAUGUGAUUCAUUGUGCAAGAUUCUUUUUCUGGUCUGUCUGUCUUUUUUUUCCCCAUAAUACACCAAAGAGUGCAAACUGUUUUAUCGCAACUUUUUUGUAUCUGUUUGACUGUUCUGCCUGACCCGUCCAUUAAACACAGUUUGUUCUGACUCUUAUACCUUCUUGUGCACCACAUUGGUAAGCCGACUACUCACUACUGUAAUCAAUAUGCACUGUCUCACUCCAUUGGAAUAAAAGUGGCUUAUGUCGGUCUGUA